AUGCCUAGAUACCGAAUAACGACAGAGCUUUCUGACGAAGAAAUAGAGCCUUAUGUCCCGAAACCAAUAAAGAAGAAAUCUGAUGAAGAAAGAUUCGGCGAGCAGACAAUUCCGGGUCUUGGGCUCUAUACGAUUCCCAAAAUGCGCACUGAUGAAGAACGUGCAAAAAUGAUGGAAGAAGAUGAAGAGAUUGCUGCACAUGUUCCGCUGUCGUCUAGAAAGUGGUACCGUGAUUCACUGGCAACCGCGGACCUCUGUUUGGUGGAACCAGCUAGUUUAGCUGAUCCGAACGCCUCGCGCGUGACCCCCCGCCGCUCCCGUAUUCAUCAUGUUGACUACGACCAAUUACAGGUUAACUACGAGCCAGCUAAGCCAUCAAAAUCAUUAUAUGGAUUUUCAAAAGGUCGAAGUGUAGAAGACUCUUUAAAAGAAAUCAGAGAGGAAAAAGCGGCAAUAAAAGCAGCAAAAAGCGAACGCUUACGAAGAGAGUGGAUCGGAACCGCACCGAAAGCAAAGCUGGGAGCCCCGUCCGAGAAAGAUGCCUGUCUGUACUCGAUAAAUGACUACUUAGAGGUACAAAAGGCACAAGAAGCCAAAAUGGAAGCCAGAGAAGAAGAAGAGCUGUUUCAUCACAAGCCAUUCAAAACUGCGAAACAAAUACGAGCAGAAAAGUACGGAGUAGAUGAAGAUGAAGAAGGGCAGGAAAUUCUAAACGCAAAGAUAAAUGUGCCGCGGCGAAAGCAGCACGAGAUCGGCACCUCUGUCGAUGAGCUAUUCGACCGACACAAGUCCCUUGUGACAUCAGUGCUCGAUCGACGUACAGAAAAGAUUCGACGUGCCAGAGCGGUGCGCAAAGAAGGCGAGGAAGAAAUUGAAGACCUAUUGAAUGUUAAUGUGCGAAGCCCAAAAUGGCUGGCCCAAGCAUCAUCGCCCUCUGGAUUAUACGAGGAUCAAUUCAAGAAGCGACUCCCGCUCAAGCUAGACACUCUCGAAGAUCUGCUCAAUUACAAUCCGCAUGGUCAAAUCGAAACGACGACUGCAGAAGAAGACGCGGAAGCCCUGAAAAAACUAGCGCCUAAAGAAUACAAGACAUUCGAAAAUCCAAACUUCCUACGCUCUAGCUUCAAGCACCUCUAUUCCGAUCCAAUGGCAAAUCUGAAUGAUGACAAGUACAAGAAGCUUAUGAAGGAUGUAACUUUCACAACAGCCCAGUUCCCGCCAUCUCGCUUAAUGGCCGACGAAGAUGAAUGA
Molecule: messenger RNA, 1251 nt
Organism: Oikopleura dioica
Lineage: Eukaryota; Metazoa; Chordata; Appendicularia; Copelata; Oikopleuridae
Source: the annotation of a GenBank genome assembly